Molecule: messenger RNA, 13835 nt
Organism: Anolis sagrei ordinatus
Lineage: Eukaryota; Metazoa; Chordata; Lepidosauria; Squamata; Anolidae
Source: RefSeq, a predicted model, not a curated record
UCCCUUCCUUCUCUUCCUUCCCUUCCUUGCAGAGGAGCCUGCAGGGUCGGCUGGGAUGGGUUCUCCCCCGGGCCGGAGGAAGAGGCGCCUGGCCUGCUGGGGCUGCCUCUGCGCCGCCUUCGCCUUCACCUCCUGCUUCCUCCUCCAGGUGAGCCAGGCUUCCCAGCGGCCGGAAGAGUCCUCCUUCCCAGAAGACACCGAGUCAGAGGCGGUGCGGAGGCGAUGGCGGAGCUACGCCGACUUCUCCGACGACGAGGACCUGCUGGCCGAGGAAGCCUCCGGAGAUGGCUUUGGAAGCGGAGAGAACGGCAGCGGGACCCUCUCCCCCGAGAUCCAUUUCCCCACAGGCCCGUGCCCCGAAGGCCACUUCCACACAGAGCUGACCGGCCAAUGCCGUCCCUGCUUCUGCUUCGGCAUCACCAAGGCUUGCCGCUCCACCAGCCGCCACCGGGAGCAGAUCCGCCUGCGCUUCGACAUCCCGGACGACUUCAAAGGUGUGAAUGUGACCACUCCUUCCCAGCCCGGCUCGCCCCCGCUCUCCUCCACGCAGCUCCAGAUUGACCCUCAUCUGCAGGAGUUCCAGCUGGUGGACCUCAGUCGCCGCUUCCUGGCCCAGGAUUCCUUCUGGACGCUUCCCGGGCAGUUCCUGGGCAACAAGGUGGACUCCUACGGUGGCUCCCUACGCUUCAAGGUGCGCUACGUCUUGGGCCGGGGCCAUUCGGAGCCCCUCCGGAAGCCCAGCGUGGUCCUCGUGGGCAACGGGCAACAUCUCCUCUACCGGGCCGUGGUGCCCACCCAGCCCAACGUGGUCAACCAGCGGGAGGUCCAGUUCACUGAGGAGAACUGGGAGACGGAGUCAGGUUCGGCCGUGAGCCGUGAGGAGCUGCUGCUGGUCCUGCAGAACCUGGAGGCCAUCCUGGUGCAGACGGUGUACGACAAUCGCAUGGCCAGCGUGGGGCUCAGCGACGUGACCAUGGACACCACCACCACCGAGGUCACUGGCCUGGGAGUGGCCCAAGGGGUUGAGGAGUGCAGGUGCCCUGUGGGAUACACCGGCCUCUCCUGUGAGCGCUGCGCUCCGCAUUUCAAGCGUCUCCCCGGCGCUCCGUACUUGGGCACCUGCUCCGGGUGCAGCUGCCACGGCCACUCCAGCGCCUGUGACCCGGUCUCCGGAUACUGCCUGCGGGUGGUGACGCCCAAACCCACGCUGUCCCCGGAGCUGCGCCCCUGCCGGAAAGACGAGGCCAUCUGCCAAAACAAGCAGUGCAUCCCCCGGGAGUACAUCUGCGACGGGGAACGGGACUGCCGCGACGGCAGCGACGAGCUCAAUUGCGGGACACCUACACCUUGCGAACCGAACGAGUUCAAGUGCCGAAACGGCCACUGCGCCCUCAAACUCUGGCGCUGCGAUGGGGAUUACGACUGUAUGGACGGGUCGGAUGAACUGGAUUGCCCUACGAAGGGUCCCGGAGAUACUUGUGGCCCUGGGCAGUUUGUCUGCGUCUCCACCCGCAACUGCAUCCCGGCCAGCUACCAGUGCGACGAAGAGCCCGACUGCCCCGACCGUUCAGACGAGUUCGGAUGCAUCCCUCCGCAGGUGGUCACUCCACCCGAAGAGCUGAUCCAGGCCUCUCCAGGCGACACGGUCCGCUUCUCUUGCGUGGCGGUCGGGGUGCCCACCCCCAUCAUCACCUGGAGGCUGAACUGGGGCCACAUCCCCAGCAACCGCAGAGUGUCCAUCUCCAGCGAGAACGGCCGGGGGACGCUGGUUAUCCGGGACGUCAAGGAGGCUGACCAGGGGGCCUACACCUGCGAGGCCAUCAACGCCCGAGGGAUGGUCUUCGGCAUCCCCGACGGGGUGCUGAGUCUCACCACUGGAAGAGGCCCGUGCCCCGAAGGCCACUUCCACACAGAGCUGACCGGCCAAUGCCGUCCCUGCUUCUGCUUCGGCAUCACCAAGGCUUGCCGCUCCACCAGCCGCCACCGGGAGCAGAUCCGCCUGCGCUUCGACAUCCCGGACGACUUCAAAGGUGUGAAUGUGACCACUCCUUCCCAGCCCGGCUCGCCCCCGCUCUCCUCCACGCAGCUCCAGAUUGACCCUCAUCUGCAGGAGUUCCAGCUGGUGGACCUCAGUCGCCGCUUCCUGGCCCAGGAUUCCUUCUGGACGCUUCCCGGGCAGUUCCUGGGCAACAAGGUGGACUCCUACGGUGGCUCCCUACGCUUCAAGGUGCGCUACGUCUUGGGCCGGGGCCAUUCGGAGCCCCUCCGGAAGCCCAGCGUGGUCCUCGUGGGCAACGGGCAACAUCUCCUCUACCGGGCCGUGGUGCCCACCCAGCCCAACGUGGUCAACCAGCGGGAGGUCCAGUUCACUGAGGAGAACUGGGAGACGGAGUCAGGUUCGGCCGUGAGCCGUGAGGAGCUGCUGCUGGUCCUGCAGAACCUGGAGGCCAUCCUGGUGCAGACGGUGUACGACAAUCGCAUGGCCAGCGUGGGGCUCAGCGACGUGACCAUGGACACCACCACCACCGAGGUCACUGGCCUGGGACUGGCCCAAGGGGUUGAGGAGUGCAGGUGCCCUGUGGGAUACACCGGCCUCUCCUGUGAGCGCUGCGCUCCGCAUUUCAAGCGUCUCCCCGGCGCUCCGUACUUGGGCACCUGCUCCGGGUGCAGCUGCCACGGCCACUCCAGCGCCUGUGACCCGGUCUCCGGAUACUGCCUGAACUGCCAGCACAACACCGAGGGACCCCAAUGCAACACGUGCAAGCCGGGCUUCUUUGGGGACGCCACCAAAGGCGGUCCCACGGCGUGCCUGCCUUGCCCGUGCCCCUACACCGAAGCCCCCCGGAGGUUUUCCAGCACUUGCUUCUUGGACACGGACGGGCAGGCCACUUGCGACGCGUGUGCCGUGGGAUACACCGGGCGCCGCUGCGAGAGGUGUGCUACUGGUUAUGAAGGCAACCCCAUCCAACCUGGCGGGAAGUGCAUCAAGGCACCUGAGCAAGUGGUCGCCCGUUGCGAUAAGCGGGGCAGCAGCGAGGUUUCGGACGGGGCUUGCCGAUGCAAGCCCAACGUCAUGGGCCGCUUCUGCAACGAAUGCGCGACGGGGACCUUCCACCUCAGCCAGCACAACCCGGAGGGCUGCCUGCGCUGCUUCUGCAUGGGGGUCUCCCGGCAGUGCGCCAGCUCCUCCUGGAGCAGGGACCAGGUGCGUGUGGCCUAUGAGGAAGCCGGAGGAACCCACUUCAGCCUCUCCAACGCGGCCGGCACUCGGACAGUCAGCGAGGGGCUGCGCUUCUCCGGACCCUCCGAACUCACUUUCUCCUCCUUCCACUCGCUAGCGCCGGAUGUCUACUUCUGGGUGCUGCCGGAGCGCUUCAAGGGAGACAAGGUGACCUCCUACGGCGGGGAGCUGCGCUACACUAUCGUCCACGACGCCUUCCCCGGAGCCCCUCUCCUGCGGGGCCAGCCGGACGUCCUGCUGCAAGGGAACGGCAUUUUCUUGGAACACAAGGCCGACACCACCCCGCUCCCAGGGACCCCCAUGACCUUCACCGUGCCCUUCCGGGAGCAUUCCUGGCGCCGCGCCGAUGGGCAGGACGCUACCCGCGAACACCUCCUGAUGGCUCUGGCUGGCAUCGACCUCUUCAUGAUCCGGGCCUCGUACUCGAAGCGGCCCUCAGAGAGCAGGAUAUCCGGCAUCCAGCUGGACGUGGCGGUGCCGCACCCCACCGGUCGGGACCCCGCCGUGGAAGUGGAAGAAUGCACCUGCCCUCCUGGAUACCGUGGACCUUCCUGCCAGGACUGUGAUGUGGGCUACACCCGGACUACUAGCGGGCUCUACCUGGGUACCUGCGAACCUUGUGACUGCGGGGGACACGCCACUGAAUGCGACCCGGAGACCGGGGAGUGCCAGAACUGCCAGCACGACACGGAAGGCCCCCGCUGCGAUCGCUGCCGGCAAGGUUUCUAUGGCGAUGCCCGACAAGGGUCCUGCCGGCCCUGCCCUUGCCACGGCGCCAUCCCCCUUGGCCAGGAGGUCAAGACCUGCUUCCUCGACUCGGACGGGCAGCCCACCUGCGACGCCUGUGCCAUAGGAUCCCACGGCCGGCAGUGCGAACGGUGUUCUCCGGGUUACGUGGGGGACCCCAGCCGGGGCUAUCCGUGCACCCGUCCAGGUUCGGGUUCGAGGUGCAACUGCGACCCUCAAGGCAGCCUCAGCAGCCAAUGUGACGCCAAUGGGCAAUGCCAGUGCAAGGCCAACGUGGAGGGCCCCCAGUGCGACUCCUGCCGCCCGCACCACUUCCACUUGAGCGCCGAGAACCGGGAGGGCUGCCUGCCCUGCUUCUGCAUGGGGGUCACCCAGCAGUGCGCCAGUUCCUCCUACCACCGCGACACUGUCAGCACUCCCUUCUUCCCAGGGAACUUCCAGGGCUUUGCGCUGGUCAACCGGCAGCACAGCGCCCGCGUCCAGACUGGCUUCACGGUGGAGAUGGCCCCCGAAGGGCCGCAGCUCUCCUUCGGCCGCUUUGGGCAACUGGGCCAGGAGGCCUAUUACUGGCAGUUGCCGGAUGCCUACCUGGGGGACAAGGUCGGAUCCUAUGGCGGGCGCCUUCGCUACACUCUGUCCUACACCGCGGGGGUGAGAGGAACGCCGUUGCCGGACGCCGAUGUGCAAAUCACCGGGAACGACAUCACUUUGGUGGCGUACUUAUCUGAGCUGAGGCCCCGUGAACGCAAGAGCUUCGAGGUCAUCUUCCGGGAGCAAUUCUGGAAGCGACCUGACGGUCAGCCGGCCACCCGGGAACACCUGAUGAUGGCCCUGGCUGACCUGGAUGAAGUCCUCAUCCGGGCCACCUACUCCACGGACAUGAUCUCAGCGGGCAUUGCGGGUGUCUCCAUGGAGACGGCCGUGCCCACCUACACCAGCCUCCCACGGGCUCUGGAGGUGGAGGAGUGCCGCUGCCCACCGGGGUACCAGGGCCUCUCAUGCCAGGACUGUGCCUCCGGAUAUACGCGCACCGGCGGAGGUCUCUACCUGGGCCAUUGCGCGCUGUGUGAAUGCAAUGGACACUCCGAUUCGUGCCACCCAGAGACAGGGGCCUGUUCGAGCUGCUUGCACCAUGCAGACGGUGAAUUCUGCGAGCGGUGUGCCCCCGGUUUCUAUGGAGAUGCCACGGCCGGGACUCCCGAGGACUGCCAGCCUUGUGCCUGCCCACUGCCCGAUCCGGAGAAUCAGUUCUCCCGGACCUGCGAGAGCCUCGAAGGCGGAGGGUACCGCUGCACCGCCUGCGAACCAGGAUACACAGGACAGUACUGUGAACAGUGUGCCGCAGGUUAUGUGGGCAACCCCAACAUCCCUGGGCAGAAGUGCGUGCCCCUGGGUCGUCCUGGCCAGCCCCCGCUUGUUGUGCAGGUCCACCCCCCACGGACGGCCGUCUCUCAAGGCAGUGUGGUGUCUCUCCGCUGUCAUGUCAGUGGGGCUCCUCCCCAUUAUUUCUAUUGGUCCCGGGAGGACGGGCGCCCUGUGCCAGGCACUGCCCAGCGCAAGCAUCAAGGUAUGGAGCUCUACUUCCCCAGCAUCCAACCCUCUGAAGCCGGCGUCUACAUCUGUACCUGCCGCAACCCGCAGUACUCCAACACCAGCCGGGCCGAGGUGGUUGUCACAGAGUCUCCCAGCAAACCCAUCACGGUGACGGUGGAGGAGCAGAAAGUGCAGAGCGUCAAGGCCGGAGCCGACGUGACCUUUGUCUGCACCGCAAAGAGCAAGUCUCCGGCCUACACACUGGUCUGGACACGGCCGAACAACGGGAAGCUGCCCAGCCGGGCCAUGGACUUCAACGGCAUCCUGACCCUCCGCAAUGUCCAACCGGAGGACGCCGGGACGUACAUCUGCACGGGCUCCAACAUGUUCGACAUGGACGAAGGGGUGGCCACCCUCUACGUCCAAGCACCGUCCAAGACCCAGAUGUUCUAUGGACCCGUAGAAGUGGUGGAAGGCCACCGGCCCUCCACAGCAGCCGUACCACCAAUGGCCGCCAUUGAGCCUUCACAGCUGAGCGUCCAGCCCGGGCAGGCAGCCGAGUUCCGCUGUGUCGCCACCGGAAGCCCAGAACCCUCCCUCGAAUGGAUCGGGGGGCCGGGCGGUGUCAUUCCUCCCAGGGCCGUCAUCCGAGGCGGGAUCCUGCGUUUCCCGGCGACCGAAGCCUCCGACGAGUCUCAGUACUUGUGCCGCGUGCGCAACAGCGCCGGUCAGCAUGUGGCCCGAGCCUUCCUGCAAGUACACAGCGCCACCGUCCCACAGGUCCAGGUGAGUCCGGAGCGGACAGAGGUCCAGGAGGGCAGCACCGUCAGGCUCUACUGCCGGGCUGCCGGGUCCCCCGCGGCCACCAUCACCUGGGAGAAGCAAGGAGGGAGCCUGCCUCCCCAGUCACGUGCAGAGAGGACAGACAUUGCCACCCUGGUCAUCCCUUCCAUUACUGUUGCCGACGGAGGGGUCUACUUGUGUGUCGGGAGCAGCCCCGCCGGGGUUGGACGGGCCAGGAUCGAGGUGGCGGUCCAGCGAGCGGCCGGGAUGUCGCCGACUGUCAAGAUCGACUCUUCGUCCUCUUCAGUGGUGGAAGGUCAGACCCUGGACCUGAACUGCGUUGUGUCCGGACAGAGCACAACCCCCGUCACCUGGUACCGGAGAGGGGCAGCCCUGCCCGCCAACCACCAGGUCUAUGGCCCCGUCCUGAGGAUCAUGGAGGUCUCCGCCUCCGAUUCGGGCGAAUACGUCUGCCGCGUCAGCAACGCAGCGGGUCCCAGGGAAGCCUCGAUCACUGUUAUUGUGCAGCAUGGGCGCUCUUCUGUGCAAACAAGCAACCCUCCGGUCAGGAUUGAAUCUGCUUCGCCGUCCAUCACCGAAGGGCAAGCCUUGGACCUGAACUGCCUGGUGGCCGGCCAGUCGCGGCCCCAGGUCGCCUGGUACAAGCGUGGGGGGUCCCUCCCGCCCAACCACAAGAUUUCGGGCUCUCACCUGCGGAUCCCAGGGGCCAUGGCGGCCGAUUCAGGGGAAUACGUGUGCCGGGCGAGCGGAGCUGAUGGCGUGGUUCAAGAGGCCUCCAUUGUGGUCACCGUCUACAGCACUUCCCAAACCUCGGGUGUCACUCCUCCGUUACGGAUCGAGUCCUCCUCGCCCUCCGUCAUGGAAGGCCAGGCCUUGGAGCUCAACUGCGUGGUGGCCGGACAGUCGGAAGUCUCCGUCACGUGGUACAAGCGCGGAGUGGCCCUCCCUCCUGGGCACCAGGUCUCUGGUUCCCGCCUCCGCAUCCCGCAGGCCUCCCUCUCGGACUCGGGCGAGUACAUCUGCCGCGUGAGCGUGGACUCCAUUGUUCGGGAGGUCUCCGUCCUGGUCUCCACCGCUGGUUCUUCACCCGCCUUGAGCAUCACUCCUUCCCUGCGGAUCGAGGCUUCCUCCCCGCACAUCGCGGAAGGGAAGACGCUGGAGUUGGACUGCCUCACCGCCCGCAAUGCGCAGGCCUCCGUCUCUUGGUCCCGGCGAGGGGCCCCCCUGCCCACCCACCACCAGGCCUUUGGCUCCCGUCUACGCUUAGUCCGCGUCACUGCGGCCGAUUCAGGGGAAUACAUUUGCCGUGUCUCCUUCGACGCCAUGACCACUCAGGAAGCCUCUGUUUUUGUCACCAUCCAUCACGGCGGCGCUGACACUUUCCCAUCCGGAGUGACUCCGCCGGUGCGGAUCGAGUCCUCCUCGACUUCUCCAGCCGAGGGCCACACGCUGGACCUGAAGUGCAUUGUGGCCGGGCCCCUUUUGCAGUCCAGGCUGACGUGGUUCAAGCGGGGUGGCCCACUUCCUGCCGGUCACCAGGUCUCGGGCCCCCUGCUGCGCAUCCCACAGGCCUCAGCGGCCGACUCCGGGGAGUACGUUUGCCACGUCAGCAAUGGCACCGCCACCCAUGAGGCCUCCCUGAUCGUCACCAUUCAGAGCGGGACGGACUCCUCCUACUCGGUGGGUGUCACCCCUCCGAUCCGCAUUGAGACUUCUUCGGCCUCUGUGGUGGAGGGUCAGACUCUGGACCUGAACUGCCUGGUGUCCGGUCAGUCCCAGGCCAGGAUCCGGUGGUACAAGCGAGGGGGCGCCCUGCCGGUCAACAGCCAGGUCCUGGGAUCCCGCCUCCGGAUACUCCAAGUCACGGCGGCUGACUCGGGCGAAUAUGUCUGCUACGUCAGCGAUGGGACCACACCGCUGGAGGCCUCCGUCGUCGUCAACAUCCCCAGCAGGGAUGGUACACUUCCAGCACAUGGGAUCAUCCCUCCAGUGCGGAUCGAGUCCUCGUCGGCGACGCUGGCGGAGGGACAGAUGCUGGAGCUGAGCUGCGUCGUGGAAGGCCAGCCGCAAGCCACCAUCACCUGGUUCAAGCGAGGGGAGCCCCUCCCGCCCAACCACCAGGUCUCCGGCCACCGCCUGCGUAUCCCGCAUGUCUCCUCGGCCAAUUCGGGAGAGUAUGUCUGCCGGGUCAGCGGUCCCUCUGUCACCCAGGAGGCCACGCUGGUGGUCACCAUCCAAGACGGCCAGAGCCCUUUGCCUCCGCCUUCUGACAUGGAUCGAACCCCUGUUCCACGGAUCGAGCCUUCGUCACCCUCCGUUGAGGAAGGGCAGUCCCUGGACCUCACCUGCUUGGCCCCGGGGCAGCCGCAUGCCACGUUCACCUGGUACCGCCGGGAAGGUGCCUUACCUGCUGGUCAUCAGGUGUCCGGCGCGCGCUUGCGUCUCGUCCAGCUGACCCCAUCGGACUCUGGCGAAUACGUCUGCCGCGUAAACACCGGAUCUGGCCCGGCGCAGAUGGCAUCUUUCGUUGUCUCCGUCUCGGCUACUGGCAGCGCAGUAUCACGUUUCAAGAGCCCCAUCAUCUCCAUCGACCCGCACAGCACCGCCGUGCGCAAAGGGUCCGACGUCUCCUUCAAGUGCCGCAUCCACGACGGUGCCCAGCCCAUCGAGAUCACCUGGAAGAUGCCCAGCGACCAGCUGCAUGAGAACGUGAAGAUCAGCCCCAACGGCUCCAUCAUCACCGUCUCCAAGGCCCGGCCGGAGAACCAGGGCGCCUACCGCUGCAUCGCCUCCAACCGCUUUGGGAUCGCCAACAGCGUGGUCAACCUCAUGGUGCAAGGGCCCCCCACGGUCUCGGUGAUGCCACGGGGCCCCAUUCGGCUGAAGGCCGGCCAGUCGCUGAGCCUGGACUGCUUGGGCUCGGGCGAGCCCCGGUCCCUGGUGCGCUGGAGCCGCGUGGGCGUCCGGCAGAAGGUGGAGCACCAGAGCGUCCUGCCGCUGGAGAGCCGAGCCGUGCUGCGGCUGUCGUCGGCCAAAGCAGAGGACGCCGGCACCUACGUCUGCCUGGCCCAGAACAGCCUGGGUACGGCGGAGGCCCAGGUGGAGGUGAGCGUGGAGGACGGCACCCACCGGAGGCCAGGUGCCCCUGAAAUCCAGGCCAGCCCCACCCAGACCGUGGUGGCCGGACAAACGGCCAGGCUCCGCUGCCCCGCCACAGGCCACCCCACUCCAACCAUCCAUUGGUCCAAGCUGAGGGCCCCUUUGCCCUGGCAGCACCGGAUUGUGAACGAGACCCUGGUCAUCCCCCGGGCGGCCCAGCAGGACUCCGGACAAUACAUCUGCAACGCCACCAACACCGCCGGAUCCACCGAGGCCUUCAUCGUGCUUGACGUGGAGACUCCGCCAUACGCCACCAUCCUCCCGGACGCAGCCUCGGUGCGGGCCGGCGACAUGGUGCAGCUUCAAUGCCUGGCCCACGGCACACCACCCCUGCACUAUCGGUGGAGCAAAGCCAACGACGGCCAGCUCCCGGGACACGCUGUGGCACGUGAGGGGGUCCUGCACUUGGGGCCCGUCAUCCCCCGCGACUCAGGGGCCUACCGCUGCAGCGUCCGCAACCGGGUGGGCGAGGCCGAGGUCCUGGCCCAGGUCCGGGUGCAAGGUUCCCCCGAAGGGCCCUUGUCGGUGGAGGUGUCCCCGCAGAGUGACACCAAGGCCGUUGGGGCCACGGUGGAGUUCUCCUGCUCCGUGUCCGGAGACCCCCGGGCCCAGAUCGAGUGGCUCAAGGAAGACGGGGAGAUGCCCCCCCAACACAGCAUCAACAAUGGCGUGCUCCGAAUUGAGAAGCUGGACCGAAGCUGCCAAGGUGUCUAUGUCUGCCGGGCGAGCGGCCCCUCCGGACAGGCCCAGGAGAGGGUCCGGUUGGUGGUCCAAGCCCUUCCCAAAGUGAUGAUCAACAUCCGGACCUCAGUGCAGACGGUCCUUGCCGGGAGCGCGGUGGAGUUUGAGUGCCUGGCCUUCGGUGAUCCCAAACCGGAGAUCGCCUGGAGCAAAGUCGGAGGCCGGAUGCGGCCGGGGGUUGCGGUCAGCGGUGGGACGGUCACCAUCCACCAGGUGGAGCAGAGCGACGCCGGGCAGUACCGCUGCACCGCCACCAACAACGUGGGCACCGUCCAGUCCCACGUCAUCCUCCAUGUCCAGUCUGUCCCGCACAUUGCUGCGCAGCCCGAAGUCAAAGAGGUCUCCGCAGGGUCGGCGGUGUCCUUCCCGUGCUUGGCGUCCGGCUUCCCCAUGCCGGACAUUGCCUGGACAAAGCUGGAAGGGGAGCUCCCUGGGAACGCCCGCAUCGAGGGCCACAUCCUGAACCUCCCUGCGGUCCGGCCGGAAGACACCGGUGUCUACGUCUGCACCGCCUCCAACCGCCAAGGGAAGGUGACCGCCUUCUCCAUGCUCAAAGUGCGAGAGCGAGUGGUGCCCUACUUCACCCAGGACCCGCAAUCCUUCCUCAUCCUGCCCACCAUGAAGGACGCCUACAAGACCUUCGCCGUCGAGAUCACCUUCCGGCCGGACACGCCUGACGGGAUGCUGGUCUACAACGGGCAGAAGAAGACAACCGACACCGACUUCGUGUCCUUCGGACUGGUGGGGGGCCGCCCAGAGCUCAGGUUCGACGCGGGCUCUGGCAUGGCCACCAUCCGCCACCCCUCCAUCAUCAAACUGGGCGAGUUCCACACUGUGCGGCUUUACCGCAACCUCACCCAGGGUUCCCUGGUGCUGGACAACCAUCCGCCGGUGAACGGCACCUCUCAGGGCAAAUUCCAAGGCCUGGACCUAAACGAGGGGCUGUAUUUAGGCGGUUACCCCAACUACGCCGCCAUCGCCAAGACGGGCCUCAGCAGCGGCUUUAUUGGAUGCGUGCGGCAGCUGAUCAUCCAAGGCAAGGAGGUAAUCUUCAAGGACUUUGACCUGCGGGCCCAAGGCGUCUCCAAUUGCCCCACCUGCCAGGACCAGCCCUGCCAGAACGGAGGCGUCUGCCAGGACUCGGAGAGCAGCAGCUAUGUCUGCGAGUGUCCCCAAGGCUUUGCCGGGAGCAACUGCGAACACCCCCAGGCUCUGCGGUGCCACCCAGAGGCCUGUGGUCCCGACGCCACUUGCAUCAACCGAGCGACGGGGCCCGGCUACACCUGCCGCUGCCUCCUGGGCAAAUAUGGCGAGAAGUGCAUGGCGGGCGCCACGGUGACCACUCCUUAUUUCCAUGGUGGCAAUGCCUUCAUCUCCUACCCGCCACUCACCAACAUCCACUACGAGUUGCGAGUGGAUGCCGAGUUCAAGCCCUUGUCCCCCGAUGGCCUCGUCCUUUUCAGUGGCGGAGACGGGAGCCCGGUGGCCGACUUCGUCUCACUCAACAUGGUCAACGGGUAUCUGGAGUUCCGCUAUGAGCUGGGAUCCGGCCCGGCGGUGCUGCGGAGCCCCAAGCCGCUGGAGCUGGGCCAGUGGCAUAGGGCGACGGCCGAGCGCCUGAACAAAGACGGUUCGCUGCAAGUAGACGAGGAACGACCCGUCAAGCGGUCCUCCCCCGGGAAGAGCCAGGGCCUCAAUCUGCGCACUGCCAUGUUCCUGGGUGGUGUGGACGACGCUCUGCGGCUGCCCCCUGCGGCCAAUGUCUCCAGCCACUUCUACGGCUGCAUCGGGGAGGUCUCGAUCAACGGGAAGAAAGUGGACAUCUCCUACAGCUUCCUGGAGAGCCGGGGCAUCUCUCAGUGCGUGGAUGGCUCUCCUUGUGACCGCAGGCCCUGCCAACAUGGUGGCAAGUGCCUCGUCACCGGAGAAUACGAGUUCCAGUGCCUGUGUCAGGAGGGCUACAGAGGGGAGCGCUGCGAGAUCUCCGAGGUCCAGUGCCGGCUCCAGCGUCCCUGCCUCAACGGCGGCACCUGCAGGGACACCACCUGUGUCUGCCCCCCGGGAUUCCUCGGAUUGUAUUGCGAACAUGAAUCGCAGCGGCCCUUCAACGCCGAGUGGACACCCGAGGGCAGCGGAGGCAACGAUGCUCCCGGACAGUACGGUGCCUACUUCCAUGACGGCGGCUACGUGGCCCUUCCUCCGCAUGCUUUCCCCAGGAGCCUCCCCGACGAGCCCGAGACCAUCGAGAUGGAGGUGCGCACCAGUUCCUCCAACGGGCUCCUCUUGUGGCAAGGCGUGGCGACUGGCGCGGUGGACGAUGAGCAUCAUGUUGCUAAUGAGGAGGAAGGAGGCAGUGGGAAAGGCAAGGACUUCAUCAGCCUCGGCCUGAAAGACGGGCACUUGUUGUUCAGUUACCAGCUGGGGAGCGGAGAAGCCAACAUCCUCUCCGAAGACCCGGUGGAUGACGGCGAGUGGCACCGAGUGACCGCCAUUCGGGAAGGGAAGAAGGGAUCACUCCAAGUGGACGGCGAGGAAGCCGUGACGGGGGAAUCGUCGGGGAAACACGUCAUGGUCAACGCCAAAGGACGCCUUUAUAUCGGCGGUGCCCCCGACCCGCAAGCACUGACGGCUGGCAAGUACACCUCGGGGAUCUCGGGGUGCGUCAAGAAUGUGUUGCUGCGCAACGAGAGGCCCGGCCAUCAGCCGCAGGCGCCAGUCGACCUCCAUCACCAGGCGGAGGCCGGCGUCAACGUCCAGGAGUGCGCCUCGUAAUGGGGGGCACCACCACCGCCACUCUCCGGGAUGCCUUUUAUGAUUAUUAUUAUUGUUAUUAUUAUUUUUCCAACUGAGAGGACUUCUAUUAUUAUUAUUAUUUUAUGAUGAUGAUUUUUUUAACAGAGAGAAUCACACAAAAAAGGUGCUUUGCUGCUACCAAAAAAAAUACGGGGGGAGGCGGGGGGAUGUGUGUUUUGUGUCUACGGCCAACGCGGGCUCUCCUUGCGAGGAGGUGAGUGUCCGAAGAGGGCUUUGAUGCGCUCCCUCCAUCCAGAGGGAGGAAUCAGGAGCGUCCUGGGUUAGUAGCCGAACCUCCCUUCGCUCUGCCAUUAGUUUCCUGGACUCCGGAGAGGCUUCCCAAGCAAAGCCGCAACCUUGUUCCGGAGCCCCGGAGGGCUAACCACUGCCUUGACGCUUCCCCAACUCCUCCGCCAGUGCCUUACGAGGAAGAAGAUAGGCGCACAGGGCUUCUUUGGGCGCUUGCGCUGCGCCGGACAAGGCCAUCCGCGGACUCUUCCCCUUUGCCGAUCCCCUUUGGUCCGGUCUGCACUGAGUGAGGGCUCGCCUUGACCUUCCUCUCCUCCCGCUUCAGCCAAAGAGCAGGACGGCGGUUCCAAAGAUGCCCGAAGGAAGCCUUCUCCAACAAACCGUCGUGCCAGUCUCUGGCUCGUUUGGACUCGGACCGCGAGCCUCCGUCGGCUUCUCCGGCUUCCUUUCGAAAGUCAGAAGCCGCCUCUGCCGCCGCCGCACUGCCCUUAUCCCUCGUCCCCGGCUUCCCCAGCCCCCCUUUUAUUCGUAUUCUCUUUUCUUAAAUAAAUGGUGCUGAACCCCAAGA